AUGAGGGCUAUAUUUGCGGGUUCCAACAAUGUACCAUUCAAGACCUUGCUUGCAAGUGCUAUGGAAGCGCCGAUCGGACUCAAAGAAGAUGUUGGGGACCUCUUCUUGGAGCCCGUGUCGAAAAGUGCUCAGGAAAAGCUCAUUUCGCCGUUGAACCCUGAGGUGGCGGAGACGCAGGAGGAUCCGACUGAGUUUCCGGCUUCUUUGAUUGAGCCACAGCCGCCGGCACCAAACGAAUUGAUGAUUGACCAAGCCGCACAGGUACUGAGAGAGAAUUGGGAAGCGGAUGAGACCCAUGAGAACACUUCGGCGCCGCAGACUCAGGAGGAGGACUCCGAGACCUCUGAGACGCCCUCAACCGUCGCCAAAAGCGCGACGGCCCCGACCGCAGCCUCUGAGGCGACACCGACCCCUGCUUCCGUUGUCUCCGGGACGGCCGCCCAGACGGCCGGCGAGACAGCUCCUGAGGCGGCCGCUGAUGGACAGCAGGUUGAGCCGCGGGCCGUGCUGCCGGCACAGGCGGCAGUAUCGCGACACAUCGGCGGCGCUCGGACAUUGAUGGACCGGUUUGUGAGCGCGUAUGAGGACUACGAACAGAUGCGGCAGAAGGAUAUGUCGCCGACGGAGCGUGAGUUGUACGAAGUGUUGCACCGGGAACGCGUCUACCGCCUUACGGAGAAGUUUAUGCGGAUGCUUGACAACGCCCGUCAACUCGGCUUCGAGGACAGCGAAGACCGCAAACUCACCGGCGUCCGUAAGUGGCUUCACAUUGUCCUCGGCAUCGCCGUCGAUCUCGCCACCCUUAUGGUCGGAUACGUCUGCUUCGGUCUGCUCCUCAAGUCCCUAAGCGCCAUCGUCAACUACCUCGUAAUGCGUCGACGCAGAGCACAAAACGCAGCAGCCAACUGA
Messenger RNA from Gregarina niphandrodes, 909 nucleotides. RefSeq names its product putative transmembrane protein. Lineage: Eukaryota; Apicomplexa; Conoidasida; Eugregarinorida; Gregarinidae. The transcript has a single exon. The record is from RefSeq and is a predicted model, not a curated record. Bases 1 to 909 code for a protein of 302 amino acids.